Molecule: messenger RNA, 933 nt
Organism: Mesorhabditis belari
Lineage: Eukaryota; Metazoa; Nematoda; Chromadorea; Rhabditida; Rhabditidae
Source: the annotation of a GenBank genome assembly
AUGAGUUCGAUUGAGGUGGACUCACUUCGAUCCCUAUCACCUCCUCGAUCACCUCGAUCUACCUCAGAAGGCAACAAUGUGGUGAUGGAACGUUUCGAGGGAGAAGCGUGUCAAAUAAUGCGCAAUGUGAUGGACAAUUGUCUGAAGAAAGCCAAAGAAGUGGGAGAUAGCAAUCGUGGAUGGCACAAUCGUCUCCUCAAUCACUACAGUUUUUUCCUUCAUACAUUGGCCAACACGAUCACCUAUGUGCACGAGUUGAGUCUCUACCAUACUGAUAAAAGAAGCUUUCUCGCCUUUUGCAUCAAACACCUGCAGAGUUUGCAAAAAUUAGCGAUAAGUGCACAGAAAGAUUUUGAGGAAAUGCCCCAAAUCCAUCCAUUUGACGAGGAUUAUGAGCCCAAGAUCACACGCAUCCCGCUUUUCGCCUCGUCUCGUGUGCGCAAAGUGCUCUCGAAUCGCGGAUUUCUCUUUAAUGAGAUCAAAGACAACAUAUCGGAAUCGAACAGCACGGUGACCGUCUCGGAAAGCAAUUCAAAAGAAGUUACAAGUUCCGCUGAAGAGUUUAGUACGCCUGAUCGAUUGUACAGAUCACCGUUUGAUAAUAGCUCGCCAAAACAAAUGCUGUUCUUCUUGCGAACCCCUCCCUCAUCGCCGCUUCCUCCAAAGCUCAGCUAUUCGCCUAAUAUCAAUCUUGAUGCCACAAGUAUGAUCGGUUCUCCACCUCCACCAAUGGCCGCUCUCCGUGCCGCUCAUGCGACUAAAUCAAUCUCGAGUCUUCCGAAAUUGGAGGAACCCGAUGAAGAAAAUGCUUUAAUCAAUGAGGAAAUGAAAACGAAAGCGGACGUGAUUUUUGUGGAACGAAAGAUCAUCCUGCCAAAACUUGAUUUUUCUGUAUUCACCGACGAGGAACUCGCCGAUGAUUUCACUGAUUGG